AGCGCGGCGCUCUGAGGGACCGGCCGAGCUCGGCUUCCCCCGAGCAGCCUCCCCUGGGAGCCGCGGCGGCGGAUCGGACUCGGCUGGGACCUGCCAUGACUCCCCUGGCUCCUCCCAUGGCAUGAGCCCGAGCUCUCCUCCCCGCUCCGCCUGCUUUUGGUCUCUCUCCGUUCCCGGGCUGUCAGAUGGGAUAGGACACACCCGGGCGUGCGGGGCUCGACGCUGCCGGGGGGGAGCGGCGGAGGCAACCGGUGACAGCCGUCGGCUCGCCUGGGGUCGAAGAUGAGCUGGCGGUGGGCUCGCCAGCACUGGAACGGCGGCUCCUCCGUGCUGCUGCUGCUGCCGCUGCUGCUGUGGCACGGCCGGGUCCGGCCGGCCGGCGCCGACAACGCCAGCCAGGCGUACUACACCGCGCUCAUCAACGUGACCGUGCUGAGCCCCGAGCGCGGCGGCCCCACGCUGCUGCGGAUCGACCGCGGCCGCUACGGGCAGGACUCCCCGAAGGUGGAGGUCAAGGGGCUGCUGGUGACUCCCGUCCCUAUCAACGGAGUUGCAGAUCGUCUGGGCUGUGACCCUCGAACACGUUUCCAGGUCCCCCCAAACACCAAGCAGUGGAUUGCUUUGCUACAGAGAGGAAAUUGUACAUUUAAAGAGAAAAUACUGCGAGCAGCUUCACAUAAUGCCACAGCUGUGGUCAUUUACAACAAUGUAUCCAGUGAAGAACCUGUCACAAUGACUCAUCAAGGAACUGGAGACAUUGUUGCUGUCAUGAUUACAGAGUCGAAGGUUAAGGAGAUCCUGAAUUACUUGGAAAAGAACAUCUCUGUGCUGAUGGCCAUAGCAGUGGGGUCCCGUGUUCCUCCAAAGAACUUCAGCCGGGGCUCUCUAGUCUUUGUGUCAAUAUCAUUCAUUGUUUUGAUGAUCAUUUCUUCAGCAUGGUUAAUAUUUUACUUCAUCCAGAAGAUCAGGUACACAAGUGCACGUGACAGGAAUCAGCGUCGUCUUGGAGAUGCUGCCAAGAAAGCCAUUGGUAAAUUGACAACCAGGACAGUAAAGAAGGGUGAUAAGGAAACAGACCCAGACUUUGAUCAUUGUGCUGUCUGCAUUGAGAGUUACAAGCAGAAUGAUGUUGUUCGCAUUUUGCCGUGCAAGCACGUAUUCCACAAAAUCUGUGUGGAUCCAUGGCUCAGUGAGCACUGUACAUGUCCAAUGUGUAAACUGAACAUUCUGAAGGCACUGGGAAUUGUGCCCAACGUGCCGUGCACAGAUAACGUCGCCUUUGACAUGGAGAGGCUGACGCGGGGGCAGCCGGCGAGCAGGCGCUCGGCGCUCGGCGACUUCGGCACCGACAGCUCCCUCAGCCUGGAGCCCCUGCGCACCUCGGGCAUGUCACAGCUGCCACAGGACGGGGAGCUGACACCAAGGUCAGGAGAGAUCAACAUUGCAGUGACAAAAGAAUGGUUUAUUAUUGCCAGUUUUGGCCUCCUCAGUGCCCUUACACUCUGCUACAUGAUCAUCAAAGCCACAGCUAGCUUGAAUGCUAAUGAAGCAGAAUGCUAUUGAAGAAACGCUUUCCGGCCGAUUGCCUUGGAGAGAGACACCUAUUUUUAUGCAUCAUUUAUCGAUCAUGCAGCACAAGCAAUUAUUUAGUACAUUCUAUUUUUUCAUAAAAUUUGCUGAUGCCAAAGCUUUGUAUUAAAGAAAAAGUGAAGAAAUAAAAAAAAACUUUAAUUAU
Molecule: messenger RNA, 1735 nt
Organism: Zonotrichia leucophrys gambelii
Lineage: Eukaryota; Metazoa; Chordata; Aves; Passeriformes; Passerellidae
Gene: RNF130
Product: ring finger protein 130
Exons: 9
Coding region: 283-1563 (426 amino acids)
Source: RefSeq, a predicted model, not a curated record